CUUAGACUUCAUUUUUACUCUGUGAAGAUGCUAUGGUCUCAGCUGUUACUCGCCCUGGCUAGGCUGACCUGCUCUCUUAUUUUUAACAUCCCGCUUUCAUCGUACUCGGUUCAUGACCUGUGACUACGGUCUAAAUAUCCUGACAAGUCGAGAAAAUCACCUUGUUCUGAUGAGACAGGUGGCAAUACAUUUUUCGUGGGCUAUCAGCAUACGAGCAUUGUUAUAUCUGUCAUUGGUUUUCUUUGCCCGAAUUUUAUCUAGUUUUUCUACAGUAACUAUGAUACUAUAGUCUUCAACCAAAGAUGCUCCUCUGGAUUUAUAUCCACACCGCCGUGAGCGCAUUAAUCCUUAAUAUCUAUUUCUGGGUAGUGUCGCCACAGACCGUAAGAUGUAGCUCCGACUGUGGCAUUUUAUUCAAAUGUACAAGGACCUGAACCGGUUUUGUGGAGCGGUUCCAAUCAGACUAAUGGAGACCAUCUUUCAGCGAGCACGAUGGCCCAGACUGCCGCGAAACUCUGUGCGCUCAAGCGUGGCUGCGGAGUUUGCAAUUGACCGCUGCCUCGCUAGCGAUGCCUUUCUCCUUGUG
Messenger RNA from Guyanagaster necrorhizus, 586 nucleotides. RefSeq lists its product as uncharacterized. The record is from RefSeq and is a predicted model, not a curated record. Bases 113 to 289 code for a protein of 58 amino acids. The transcript has 3 exons. Lineage: Eukaryota; Fungi; Basidiomycota; Agaricomycetes; Agaricales; Physalacriaceae.